AUGUCGAGCCAACCUCUCCUCCAGACUGCGCCGGGUAUGUCCACUUAUAACACAAUUCCUACCUCUCGGGCAUACCACCGCCGCGAAAGACCCAAUCGUCGUGACCUCCAGCUAACCACCGCCGCCCUCGAUCCAGGCAAGCGCAUCGCCCUCCCGACGCGCGUCGAGCCCAAGGUCUUCUUCGCCAACGAGCGCACCUUCCUCUCGUGGCUCAACUUCACCGUCAUCCUCGGCGCCCUCGCCAUCGGCAUGCUCAACUUCGGCGACCGCCCCGCCUUCAUCAGCGCCUUCCUCUUCACGGGCGUCGCGAUGCUGACCAUGAUCUACGCCCUGGCGACGUAUCACUGGCGCGCCAAGUCGAUCCGCGUGCGCGGCCAGGCGGGCUUCGACGACCGCUUCGGCCCUACCUUCCUGGCCAUCAUCCUGCUGCUGGCCGUCGUCGUCAACUUCGUCCUGCGCAUAACCUACUCCUCCAAGGAGUCGAAGCACUAA
This is a messenger RNA of Colletotrichum siamense, 492 nucleotides long. RefSeq names its product Vacuolar transporter chaperone 1 (gene nrf1). NCBI's taxonomy places the organism in Eukaryota, Fungi, Ascomycota, Sordariomycetes, Glomerellales, Glomerellaceae. The coding region runs from base 1 to 492 and encodes 163 amino acids. The transcript has a single exon. Gene Ontology annotation, cellular component: vacuolar transporter chaperone complex; fungal-type vacuole membrane. The record is from RefSeq and is a predicted model, not a curated record.